GCCGGCAAGUGUCGAUUUUUAUUGGUCCAAGCCGCGCGCAGCAUGUUAAUUGACAACAACGGACGGUAGCUGGCAAAUGAUAAAAUAAACGUGCGCCGAUCGAACGCGAGUCGAGGAUCCAGGAGCCGUGCCCACGCCAUAGCAAUCGAGGUCACUCGAGCCGGGAGCCAUAGAAACCGCUGCGAGGAGAGCCGAGUGGCAAGUCUUGGUGGAAUCGAAUCGAAUGUUGCGCAACCUUCAGUCCCCGCAUGUACUUAGCCACCAAACCGAUUCCGAGCCACCAACCACCUAACAACAACCACAUCACGCCACCCGCCUACAUUUGAUAAUCGAAUUUGUAGUUAGGCGAUGAAGAAGCGCACUAAUUCACGUGGCACCCCGACCUCGUCGGGCGACGCGCUACUGGACACCUCCUUCUCCUCCGCCGGCGAUGCUGAGCGGGAUCAUCCCGCCUACAAAUCAGGCGCGGCCAGUGCCCCUGCCACGCCCACCAAGCGACGGGAUGGCAGCGAUGGCAGUGUCAGCAGCGCGGGAGCACGCAGGAAGCGCAAGGACGAGAUCGCCCAGACAUUUGUGAUCGUCAACGAACGUCCCGUGGACGACAUAUCGCUGGACUUCUUCUACAAGCCACACACCAUCACCUUGCUGGCUGUUUCGGUGCUCGCCGUCAUGUACUUUGCGUUCGUCAGAAACGAGGCGAACGUGGAUGAGAAUCUCUGGGCCGGCCUCCUCUGCAUUGUGUUCUUCUUUCUGAUCGUCUCGGUGAUUGCAUUUCCCAAUGGACCCUUCACACGACCCCAUCCCGCCGUCUGGCGGAUAUUAUUCGGAUGCUCUGUGCUGUACCUGCUGACGCUACAAUUCCUGAUGUUCCAAAACUACCCGACUAUCAGGAGCAUAUUCUACUGGAUUGAUCCAAAGUUGAAGAACUUCCAUAUCGAUAUGGAAAAGGAGUAUGGCGUCAAUUGUUCGGACAUCAGUUGGGAUCGCGUUAAAGGCCACUUGGACGUCUUUGCCUGGGGUCACUUCUUGGGCUGGGCCUUUAAGGCCAUCCUCAUUCGUCACAUGGGCAUUCUGUGGGCCAUUUCUGUGAUGUGGGAGAUUACCGAAAUAACCUUUGCGCACCUGCUGCCCAACUUCAUCGAGUGCUGGUGGGAUGCCCUCAUCCUGGAUGUGAUCAUCUGCAACGGUCUCGGCAUUUGGAUGGGUCUGAAGAUCUGCCAGAUUCUGGAGAUGCGCGAGUACAAGUGGGCCAGUAUUAAGGACAUAUCCACCACAACGGGUAAAAUCAAGCGUGCCAUGCUGCAAUUUACGCCCGAGAGCUGGUCGGCCAUUCGCUGGCUGGAUCCCAAGUCCACGGCGAUGAGAUUUGCCGCCGUCAUUCAGCUUGUGAUCUUCUGGCAGGUCACCGAGCUGAACACAUUCUUCUUGAAGCACAUCUUUGAGAUGCCACCGGAUCACUUCAUUGUGAUAGGUCGUCUCAUUUUCAUCGGUCUGUUUGUGGCGCCUUCGGUUAGGCAAUAUUACGUAUAUGUCACCGACACACGCUGCAAGAGAGUCGGCACCCAGUGUUGGGUUUACGGCGCCAUCAUGGUCUCCGAAGCUAUUCUGUGCAUCAAGAAUGGCAAGGAGUUGUUUGAGCGCACGCAAGCCAUCAACAUUGUCCUGUGGCUGACUGUCCAAGUAAUAAUCUCGGUGGCAUUUGUCUACCUCGCGGUUUACUGGCAGCGACAGCUGAAAAAGGUUUCAUCGACGCCCGCAAAAACAAAAGAAACUAUUCCUGCCAGCUCAUCAUCGCCCUCGAAAGGUAAAUUGUCGCCGCAAAAAGAGAAGAAACUAAAAUAAGAAGUUGAUAUAAAUAAACUUUAAAGCUGCAGAAACAAAGUGGAUCGGGCCAUUCUUUAAAUUAAAAACCAAAACAGAGAAGAGAAUUAUGUACAUAAACUAAAGAAAACUGUACUGAUUAAAUUAAAUACAUAACAUGUAAAUAUAUAUAUAUAUAUGUAUAAAAGAUAUAUAUAUAUAUAUAUAUAUAUUUAUUAAAAAGAC
This is a messenger RNA of Drosophila melanogaster (fruit fly), 2046 nucleotides long. It is a transcript of the gene Pss, whose product is annotated as phosphatidylserine synthase. Gene Ontology annotation, molecular function: L-serine-phosphatidylethanolamine phosphatidyltransferase activity. The transcript is spliced from 6 exons. NCBI's taxonomy places the organism in Eukaryota, Metazoa, Arthropoda, Insecta, Diptera, Drosophilidae. Gene Ontology annotation, cellular component: endoplasmic reticulum membrane. The record is from RefSeq and is marked reviewed. The coding region runs from base 349 to 1842 and encodes 497 amino acids. Gene Ontology annotation, biological process: phosphatidylserine biosynthetic process.